Egretta garzetta (little egret) is the source of this 1527-nucleotide messenger RNA. RefSeq names its product pleckstrin homology domain containing S1 (gene PLEKHS1). NCBI's taxonomy places the organism in Eukaryota, Metazoa, Chordata, Aves, Pelecaniformes, Ardeidae. The record is from RefSeq and is a predicted model, not a curated record. The transcript has 15 exons.
AUGGUAUUACAAAUUGGAAGUGCAACCGUGCGUGCAGUGAAAUGCUGCUCAGCAGCAAGCACAGCAAAAGGAAUUAACUUCAAGGUUUUUGCUCUGUUUACUUUCUGGGUGGAAGAAACAAUCAGGAUGGCUUCUACAAGUAAAAGUUCUGCAGUGAGAACUCAAAAUACGUUUUGCCCUGAAGGUGGUGUCUACAAGCAUGGAUUCCUCAUCAAAUCACCACCUCUUCAACUUUUUGGCUCACAGAAUUCCUGGAAAAGGCGUUUUUUCAUCCUGUCCAAAUCCAGCAAGGGCAAUUACAUCCUGAAGUAUCUAAAAGGCCAGACCAUAAAAGGCUCCAUAGCUGUUGAUCAAAUCAUAAAUAUCAAAGUUGGCAUAAGCAAUUCUGAAACUAUGGAAACGGUGAGGAAGAUGUUUAAAUGCCUUCCUGAGCAGGUGAUGUCCAUCAGUACUGGAAACAGAUGUUACUACCUCAUUGGGAGCAGCAGGCAGGAAACAGAGGACUGGGUCGCUGUGAUAUCUUCGAUCUGCAAGGAGGCCAAAGGAGGGGGAUGCUGCCCUCAGAACCGAGAUCUUCCAGAUCCAGAAGUCAGAAGCCGUCCCUCGUCUUUGCCACUACUCUUGAAUUCUGUAGAUACAAUCAGUUUUGCAAAAAGGCAAAGCUACCAGAAGGAGAAUGGUCCCUCAGAAGACAAGAACAGGCCUAAUUCAGAUCCUGGCCCUCAUCAGGCUCAGUGUGACUCACCAAGAGGAGUUUUUCCAAGCCUGGUAAACAGAACUAAUCAAACGGCUCUUGACUCACCUGAAAAUAUAACAAUCUAAAAUACAGAUGAAGACAUCAAAGAGGACGAAGAAGACGACUAUUACCAAACUCCCAGCAAUAUUUUAGCAAAGUGCACUACUGAAGUAUCCAAGCCUGACCCUACAGCUAAGUCUGAUGUCUCUGUGCAAGAGAAGCCAGUGCAGGAGAAGCCAGUAAAAGAGGACAUUUAUAUGUCAAUGAAAUCGCUUAGGUUGCUGGAUGAGAGCUGCCAGCUCACGUGCAGACAUGAUGGGCUCCUGUCUCCUCCCAAAUGCCAAGACAACGGUGCAUGUCCAAGAGACUUGGAAGCAAACAGAGACCUAAAACUCCCAGAGAGCAGCACAAGCCAGCAGCCAACCCUUCAGAGAAGGCAAAAUUCGUUACCACUUUCAGUCGUUCAGUUGUCUAUACUGCUCGGUCAAGUUACAGAUGAGACCCAGCUGGAGAAGCUGGAUAUUUUUGUCCCCCUGGAUGAUAUUAAAAGUUACCUAAAACUUACUGAAGCAGCAGGACAAAUAUGUGUCUCACAGUGGACUGGUCCUUGCCGACUGGGAUGUUUGUUUAACCACGGAGACCAUAUAGUGGCUGUGAACGAUCUGCAACCCCAGGACGUGCAGGAAGCUUACUUCUUCAUCAGCAGGUCCACAAGAAAGGAGGUGAAACUUACUGUACGUAGGAUUCCACAUUCAGAUAUCUUCCAUGUUAAAGGCUGCUCAUGUUCCUGA